GUUAAAAUGUAAGCUUAAUUCUACAAUAUAAAGUUUUUUCGAUCAUUUGCAGUUAGCGUGCUGCUAAAUUAUUUCCUUAGAAAUAUCUAUUUGACAAGGACAUAAAAAGUCGCAAUAUGUGUAAAGCAUCAUUCCGAAACUUAAUGUUAUUACUUUUGUCUUCAACUGAAAUCGUAUUCUUGACGAACACUACAGAUUGUAGUGUGGGAUAUUUUGGACCAAAAUGUGAAUUACCCUGCCGAUUCCCAAGCUUUGGAGAGGGUUGCCAGUUAGCGUGUUUUUGUGCCAAGCAACAUUGUGAUCAUAUACAUGGAUGUAAAGAAUGUCCACCUGGUUUCCAAGGAAAGACAUGUCAACAAAAUUGUUCAUAUCCAUAUUUUGGUUUAAAUGCAAGUCAAAAUAUAAAUGCAGAGAAGAACAAUGUAAUUCUGUGAUUGGUUGUGAAGGUGAGGGGUACGGAAUAGGGUAUAAUGAAGGCAAGAUUUUCAAUUACUAUAGUAACAUGUUCAAUAUUUGUCAAAAUGAGUGAUUAACAAUUUGCAUAAAAUAGCAAUGACAAUUUGAGCUGCAUUAUAACUGUUGUUAACAUAAAUUUUCCUUAAUCUGGAGAUCGUAUUAGACAAUGAAGAAUGGCAUACUAUGAAACACAAAAUAUAAAUAGAAAAGUUCUUUUCUUGAAGUUUUACAUUGUGGUCUGUAUUCCGUUUGCAACACAUCAUAAAAAGU
This is a messenger RNA of Saccostrea cuccullata (small rock oyster), 726 nucleotides long. RefSeq names its product protein draper-like. Gene Ontology annotation, molecular function: scavenger receptor activity. The transcript has 3 exons. Lineage: Eukaryota; Metazoa; Mollusca; Bivalvia; Ostreida; Ostreidae. The coding region runs from base 117 to 434 and encodes 105 amino acids. The record is from RefSeq and is a predicted model, not a curated record.